Ceratitis capitata (Mediterranean fruit fly) is the source of this 4004-nucleotide messenger RNA. RefSeq names its product irregular chiasm C-roughest protein (gene kirre). Lineage: Eukaryota; Metazoa; Arthropoda; Insecta; Diptera; Tephritidae. Gene Ontology annotation, biological process: cell-cell adhesion. Gene Ontology annotation, cellular component: cell-cell junction. Gene Ontology annotation, molecular function: cell adhesion molecule binding. The record is from RefSeq and is a predicted model, not a curated record. Bases 521 to 3469 code for a protein of 982 amino acids. The transcript is spliced from 10 exons.
AAAAACAAAAAAAAACUUUAAAAUAAUCAAGAAAAAAAUUAUUUUUGUCGCAAUUUAAUGACAAACAACAACUGUAGCAAAAACAAAAAAAAAAACACUCACCAUUAUGCAAGCAAAUAAAAGCAAAAACUAAAGCAUGCAAAUAAUGUUCAUGCAAUCAAAUAAAUAAAUAAGUAAAUUCCAAAUACAACAGUAGUAAGCGCAUUAAAAAAUAAUAAGUUCGCAAAAAAAGCAAAUUGGCUUGCUGUCACAAUUCGCACACACCCAUAUGUGUAUGUGUAUAAUUUUGCGCCUCUACGUAGUCAGCGCAGUAUUGAGGCACGCUUGUUAAAGAGGGAGAGCAAUUUUUAUGGCUUUUACUACGACAUCCUGACACCUUUUGUUGUGCGCGAGCCUACACAAGAAUUCCAACCGCCGAAUCGCAUUUCCGCGAGUGGUGCGCGAUAUUGGUGGCAAUAUCAAUACUAUACACUUCGACGGCUGCUGCAACAACAACAACAACAAUAUAAAUAUACCGAAAAUGUCCAUAUCAACAGAGCGCACAUAUCACGAUUUUAUGUCACGGUCACACAGCACAAACGCUGACAACGCGUCCGAUAGCAGCAGCAGUAAUAAUAAUAAAAACAAAAUCAGCAACUGUAAAAGUACAAUCAGCCAACCAACACAGCGACAUAACUAUCAGUAUAACAUCAACAAAUACAGCAACAACAUUCCAUAUACACCCGCCCGCUGUUGUCCUCUCACUGCUACACGUCACAGCAUAUUCGCUUUCCUGCUGCUGUCACUGCUGCUCUGCGCACAUUUGCACUCCACAGAAGCCAAAGCAAAGUCGCGUAAAAGUUCCAAUAGUCAUCAUAGUAAUGAUGAGAAAUCACCAACGGAGGGUCAACGCUUUGCAAUGGAGCCACAAGACCAAACAGCAGUGGUGGGUUCACGUGUUACGUUACCCUGUCGUGUGAUGGGCAAAAUUGGUGCAUUGCAAUGGACAAAAGAUGAUUUUGGUUUGGGGCAACAUCGUAAUUUGAGUGGCUUCGAACGUUAUUCGAUGGUGGGCAGCGAUGAGGAGGGUGAUUUCUCGUUAGAUAUUUAUCCAGUCAUGUUGGACGAUGAUGCCAAGUAUCAGUGCCAAGUGGGACCGGGACCGGCGGGUGAGGCGGGUAUACGCUCGCGUUUUGCCGAACUGACGGUGUUGGUGCCGCCGGAGGCACCGAAAAUUACACAGGGUGAAGUUAUUUACACCACGGAAGAUCGCGAAAUUGAAUUGGAAUGCGUGUCGGCGGGUGGCAAGCCGGCGGCGGAGAUAACUUGGAUUGACGGCCUCGGCAAUGUGCUCACCAAGGGCAUUGAGUAUGUGAAAGAACCACUAUCGGACUCACGUCGCAUAACAGCCAAGUCGAUUUUGAAAUUAGCACCCAAGAAAGAGCAUCACAACACCACGUUUACUUGCCAAGCGCAGAAUACAGCGGAUCGCACUUAUCGCGCAGCCAAAAUACUCAUAGAGGUCAAAUAUGCGCCGAAAGUGGUGGUAUCGGUGAUUAGCGGGGCUUUGGCUGGUGGUCGUAUAUUGGAAGGCUCUGAGGUUAUACUAUCCUGUAAAGCGGAUGCAAAUCCAGCACCGCAAAGCUAUCGUUGGUUCAUAAAUGAUGAGCUCGUCACCGGUGAUUAUACAACGAAAAUGAUCAUUCACAAUGUAACGCGUCAACAUCAUGAAGCUUUGGUGAAAUGUGAAGUUGUCAAUGCGGUUGGUAAAAGCGAAGAGACGGAAACCUUGGACAUCAGCUAUGCUCCUGUUUUCCGACAGCGUCCCAUCUCCGUUGAGGCUGAUUUGGGUACCAACGCAAAUUUGCUAUGUGACGUGGAUGGCAAUCCGACGCCUGAAAUUGAAUGGAUUAACGAAAACACAGACAAGGUCGUAGGCACCACUGCAAAUCUCAAUCUUAAAGUGAGCAGCGAGACAGCGGGUCGCUACUACUGCAAAGCGAUAGUCACAGGCUUCCCGGAGAUUGGCGCCGAGGCGACCAUUUAUGUUAAACGCGCACCAAUUAUCACCUCGCAUAAGGUGCAAUUCGGUGCGGUUGGUAGUCGCGCUAAAAUCGAUUGUGUCGCAUUUAGCGUACCCAAGGCGGAGCAGAUACUCUGGUCAUUCGAUGAUAAGGUGAUUAAUAUGAGCACUGCCGAUCCGGACAUUUACAUAUUCGAGGAACAACACCUACCGGAGGGGGUGCGUGCCGCGUUGAUUAUCAAAGAGAGUCGCUCCAGCCAUUUCGGACGGUAUAAUUGUACGGUGAAAAAUUCGUAUGGCAGCGACUCUUUGUUGAUCAACUUGAAACCGGAGCCCGGUUCCGUGCCAAUACUACUCGUUGUCAUGGGCUCGCUUUCAUCGGUAGCUAUUGUUAUUAUGAUUGUAAUGCUGGUGAUUGUUUACAUGAAACGCACCAAUAAGAAACCCAUGCCAGCGGAUGUCAUACCGGAGGCAUCACGUGGCUGCGAUAAAUUAUCCGGUUUAAAGCACGAAUUGCGUGCCAAAGCUUACGAUGUUGAUUACUCUGAGGCGGGCAGCGAUGGAUUGGCAAUCAAUCUGACGCAGACGCCAAUGCCGGAUGUGCAAAUGAAGGGCGCUACGCUAGGUGUGCCACUGGCGGGACCAGUGAAGUUGGAUGACAGAUUUUCCGGCGAGUUCAGCUACAGCCGCCAAUGUCAUAUCAAAAACUUAAAGAAUCAAGACUACAAAGAGACUGUCAACGGUUAUGCGCCCUACUUUGAAUAUGCGCUCGACUAUAGUGCACCCAAUGAGGGUGGCAAGCCCGGCGCUGGUGUUGCCGGCAGCGGCGUUCAGAAGACCCAAAGUGGCACCAUCAAUUCGGCCACGUUACCACAUUAUACAAAUCCCGUUACAACGACCGGCAAUCUGAGCUUGCCACGCAAUCGUAACGAUGCGCCGCAACAAAGUACCGCACAAAUGGGUAAUGGAUUCCUGGCCGGUCAAUCACUCCUACAGAACGGCAUCGACAGCCGCUUCAGCGCCAUCUACGGCAACCCUUACCUACGUUCGAACUCAUCACUACUACCGCCCCUACCACCGCCUAGCACGGCCAACCCCGCCGCCACACCUGCGCCACCACCUUACCAACGGCACCAUCAUCAUUCCAGCGCUGGCCAGCAUGCGAAUAUGAAUGGUGGCAUCGGCGUGACAGCACUUAAAAAUUUCAACGCUGUAACGGGCAUGGUAAACAGCAGCAGCAGCAAUGGUGGCGCCGGCAGUGUGAGCGGUAGUAGUUCGAAUUUGACUGCGAGCAGUAAUACGCUCGCGGCAAUGACACCGCUCACGCAAUGUGCACCCAUCUCGACGGCGACACCUGUUACAACAACAGCGGCGGUGUCUAUAGCGGUGGCGCAAAGUCCCUCCGGCCAAUUUAUUCUACCAUCGAACGGCAGCGCUAAGCAGGGCGCACUCGCUACGCAUGUCUAAGAGAAUCUGUGUAGGCACCUAUUUUGCACGUACACAAUAGCACCCUGUAUACAAUUUGAAGCACCUUGUACUUUAGUCGCGCACGCUAUACAAUCGCCGCCGCCAACGCCUCCGUAGCCGCAGCAGGAGGAGCAGCUGGAGGAGCAGGAGCAACAGCCAGUAUCACGCGUCCUUAUAUGUCAAUGCUACGCACACGCACAUAUGUAUGUAUGUAUAUAUAUGUAGUAUGUAUGUGCAACUAUACAUAUACGAAUAUAUAGCGAGUAUAUAUUUAUUUAAGACUACUUACGGGUCAGCUCACUGUGAGUAACUGACUCGUCCAUAUCACUAGCGUAUCUGUAGUGUAAAUUUUUUUAAAGAUUAAAAUUAAAACUAUUGUAAAUCGCUAUCAACUGAUAAAGCAAGCAGAGAUUUUAGUCAAUUAGUAAAAGUUGUAAAUUUUUAAAGGUAAAAUUAUAUAAAAAAAAGUUACUUCAGUGUUAUCAUUAUGAGAAUGUGUUGUUAUACUAACAAAAAAAUAUAAUAAACAAUUGAA